Molecule: messenger RNA, 3243 nt
Organism: Medioppia subpectinata
Lineage: Eukaryota; Metazoa; Arthropoda; Arachnida; Sarcoptiformes; Oppiidae
Source: the annotation of a GenBank genome assembly
CACAAACUGACUCGAGAUGAGUUGCAACAGAUCUCGUACCAUAUGUGUCACGCAUACUGCCGGUGCCCGACACCCAUCUCGAUACCGGUGCCCGUGGCGUACGCCGACCUGCUGUGCACUCGCGCCAAGAUUGUGAUCGAGGCUCAGAACCUGCCGUUUCAGCCAAGGGUUAGGGGCGAGUCGGCCGAUGAGAAGCGGGUCCGCGAGGCGGCCAAUGUCCAGCUGCUCAACGCUAAUGUCGAGGCGCACAUGAAUGGUCGCGGCGGUGGAGGCGGCCGGGGAUACAGUGGCGGAGGCGGUGGUGGUCAACGGGGUAGAGGGGGAGGCGGUGGCGAUGGUGGUAGCGGUUCCCGUCCUCCUCAACGCCCGAACGUACCCGAUGUCCGCGCGUUAGCACAACGGGUGUCCCAAUUGGCAAUCGGUGGCAGCGGAACGACGCCCAGAGAGCCGACACCGCGCGGAACAUUAGGCGCUGAAAUUGAACUGAUUGUCAAUCUCUAUCCCAUCACCGGUUGGGAACAGAUAUCGUUGAAUCUGUACGAUAUAGACAUACAACUCCGGCGAAACGAUGGCCACGGCUUUGUGCAGAUGACUGCGGGUCCGGCCGGCGGUCAGAACGCCCGACGCGUGCGCGACGAGCGAAAGGCCGACAAUAUUCGUGUCGUACAGCGAAUGGCCACCGAAUGGUUGGAAGCGUUUGGCGGACUUUUGUACGCUUUCGAUGGCCAGAAGUUUCUAUACGUCAGUCAACAGUUACCGACUGUUAUGGAGGCGCCCAUCACUCGGGCAGUGACCCUACAAUUGGACGGAUUCCCGGAGCAGACAUUUGAGGUGCGUAUCCAAUACGUGAGGGCGGUAUCGAUGGCACCAUUGGUCGAGUACUUCAGUGGCCAUAACCCUGCGGCCAAUGCCGAAGACUUUCGCGAAGCGCAACAGGCGUUGGAAAUAGUGAUGCGAUAUAUGCCGGCUCAGAGUCUGGUCACUGUCGGUAGGAAUCUCUUUUUACGCGAUGGCCGCCGACAAGGGGCCGAUAACGUCGAGAUAGCUGUGGGUCACUCGCAGGCCAUUUACGUGACCAAAUCGGGAGUGACCGCAAACUUUGACCGCGCGUUCACUUUGAUGGUCACCGGCGGUCCAUUGACCGCAUUCAUUGAGCGCGAACUCAAUAUAAGUGACAUUCGGAACUAUAGGUUCACCGCAGAGGAUAUCCGAAGAGUUAGCGCCAGGAUUAACGGCCUCACGAUAUACACCAAUCAUAGACUAAACAAUGGUGUGGCCCAAAAGCGUAACUUUAUAAUGAACUUAAUGGUCGCCGAGAAAGUACACGAACACACGUUUACCGAUGGCAACGGACAGUCCGUUACCCUCGAGGAAUACUUCCGCAAUACGUACCCACACACCGGCCGACUGUUACGCAAUGUGGGCCUCAUUAAGGCCCGGAACGGCAAUCACUUGCCGGUAGACGUGUGUCACGUGUACCCCAAUCAGCCGAUGCCGCGCCGUAUGGAAACACCAGAAAUGACACAACAGAAGACGAGCGCUAGCAGUCAGGACCCGAGCACUCGCUUCGGUCUAAUACAACAGUCGGCCGAAGAGGUAGAGGCUGUCAGCCGCGCAUUGAUGGCUAGUUUUGGUCUUGAGCUCAAUUUGGUGCCGAUUAAACUGACCGGACGCAGGCUGUCUUCGCCCCGACUUCUGGGCGAUCAGCGGUGGUUAGAAAGUGGCCGACCGUUGAAUCGGUGGGCGUUUCUCAAUUACUCACAGGCCGUAGACAACAAUUUUCAGACACAUUACGAUAUGUUUUUUCCGGAACUGAUCCGCAAUGCGCGGCAAAUUGGCAUCACUAUUGCCGAUCAGCCGGUGGUCAAAGUGUCGCACAGACUUACUCGGGAAGCGAUCGAAGCAGACAUUGCGGAACACAGAGAUCUCGACAUGAUAUUCAUAUGCCUUCCGGUGACACCGAUAUACAAAGCGGUCAAACGCUAUGGCGAUCGCGUUUACGGAGUGGCCACUCAGUGCAUACUCGACCAGAACUUGAUGCGCACUCCGCGCGGCUAUUUUCGCAAUUAUGUCUACAAAACGAAGGCCAGAAUUGGCGGUCAGAAUCAAGUGCUCGCCCCUGAGUGCCGACCAUCGGCUUUACUCGGCGGUAAUAGUGACCAACAGCGGUCCACAAUGGUUGUGGGCGUAGACGUGAUUCAUUCGGGAGCCGGUCUGAACCAAUGCCCGUCCAUCGCGGCCUCAGUGGCCAGUAUUGACUCGGCUUUUAGUAUAUAUCACGAGACGGUUGCCGGACAGCCGCCCAACACUGAACUCAUUCCCACUUACGAUGAGAUGUUUGUCCGACAUCUGGAAGCAUAUCAGGCGAAGAAUAACAACUCUCUGCCGCAGAGUGUGAUCCUAUUCCGCGACGGUGUGUCCGACGGACAGUUGGAUCAGGUGUUGGCCGUAGAGAUACCGCUCAUCCGGAAGGCGUACGACUCGAUACGGAAGGACUUUCCCUUCAAAGUGACGGCGUUUGUGGUGCAGAAGAGACAUCACAUUAGGUUUAUGCCAUUCGCGCGCACCAACGAUGCCAGGGGUCGGGAGAUUCGCAAUAUACCCGCGGGAACUGUUGUGGACCACACCAUUACGCACCCCCUGCGGGACGAGUUUCAUCUGUGCUCACACAACGGUCUACUCUGGCCAUCGGUUUUGGCGCUAUUUAUCACUGAUUUUAAUUGUAAUUUUAUUUUAUGAAUUGCACCGUAGGGUACGUCACGUCACGCCAAAUACGUGUGUCUUCGCGAUGACCACAAUCUCACUGCAGACCAGAAACAACUGAUGUCGUACAACAUGUGCCAUACGUACUGCCGGUGCGCGACACCCAUAUCGAUACCGGUGCCCGUGGCGUACGCCGAUCUGUUGGCCGGUCGCGCCAAAGUGAUCGUCGAGGACCAGAACCUGCCGUUCCUGCCGCGGGUCAGAGACGAGACACCCGACCAGAGACGGGCCCGCGAGGCGGACAAUGUUGCGCUCCUCAAUGCUAAUGUCGAGGCGCACAGGAAUGGGGCGGAGCCCAAAGGGGGCGUGGUUUGGGUCAACGCGGCGGCGGUGAUGGUCGCGGAGGUGGACGUGGAGGGGGAGCCGCUGGUGGCGGUGACAGAGGCGGAUACCGUGGCGGGAGUCGUGGCGGAGGCGGUGCCCAACGUGGUAGGGGUGGCGGCGGCGGUGGUUAUCCGCAGCGCCCAAAUGUUCCCGAUG